Euleptes europaea (tarantolino) is the source of this 1590-nucleotide messenger RNA. It is a transcript of the gene SLC1A4, whose product is annotated as solute carrier family 1 member 4. Lineage: Eukaryota; Metazoa; Chordata; Lepidosauria; Squamata; Sphaerodactylidae. Gene Ontology annotation, biological process: L-serine transport; L-glutamate transmembrane transport. The transcript has 8 exons. The coding region runs from base 1 to 1590 and encodes 529 amino acids. The record is from RefSeq and is a predicted model, not a curated record. Gene Ontology annotation, cellular component: plasma membrane. Gene Ontology annotation, molecular function: symporter activity; L-alanine transmembrane transporter activity; L-aspartate transmembrane transporter activity.
AUGGAGAAGCCCCGGGAGAGCCAGAACGGCUACCUGGAGGCGGCGGCGGCGGCGCGGCCUCCCCUGUGCCGCCGCCUGUGCCAUCCGCGGGCCUUCGGCCGCUUCGUGCGGCGCCACCUCCUGGUGCUGCUGACCGUGUCCGGCGUGCUGCUGGGCUUGGGGCUGGGGGCCGGCGCGCGGCGCCUGCGCCUCCCCCGCGCCCAGGUGGCCUACCUGGCCUUCCCGGGCGAGAUGCUGCUGCGCAUGCUGAAGAUGGUCAUCCUGCCGCUGGUGGUGUGCAGCCUGGUGUCCGGCGCCGCCAGCCUGGACACCCGCUCGCUGGGCAAGCUGGGCGGCAUCGCCCUCGCCUACUUCCUGCUCACCACCCUGGGCGCCGCCGCCCUGGCCAUCGCCCUGGGCUUCAUCAUCAAGCCCGGCCUGGGCGCCGGGGCCCUCAGCGCCGACGCCCUGGGCUUGGACCAGCCCGUGCCCACCAACAAGGAGACCGUGGACUCCUUCCUGGAUCUGGCCAGAAACUUAUUUCCAUCGAACCUUGUCGUAGCAGCCUUUCGAUCGUAUGCCACAGACUACAAAACGAUAGUGCGAAACACGACUGUUGGGAAUGUUACCUUUGAAAAGAUCCCCGUCGGUACUGAAAUUGAAGGGAUGAACAUUCUGGGUCUGGUCCUGUUCGCUCUCUUUUUGGGAGUGGCCUUGAAAAAACUCGGCCCCGAAGGAGAAGAGCUCAUUCGUUUCUUUAAUUCGUUCAACGAGGCAACAAUGGUUUUAGUGUCUUGGAUUAUGUGGUAUGUGCCCCUGGGCAUUAUGUUCCUCGUCGGAAGCAAGAUUGUGGAAAUGGAAGAUGUCACCCUGCUCGUGACGAGUCUCGGAAAAUACAUCUUUGCGUCUAUUCUGGGCCACAUAAUUCACGGCGGAAUCAUUUUACCCCUUAUUUAUUUUGCAUUCACACGCAAAAACCCUUUCUCUUUUCUGUUGGGGCUUAUAACACCGCUUACAACAGCCUUUGCUACUUGUUCCAGCUCUGCCACUCUUCCAUCUAUGAUCAAGUGCAUUGAAGAAAACAACGGCGUUGACAAGAGAAUUAGCAGGUUUAUCCUGCCUAUCGGGGCAACCGUGAACAUGGACGGCGCUGCUAUUUUCCAGUGUAUGGCCACCGUCUUCAUUGCUCAGCUGAACAACUUCGACCUCAAUGCUGGACAGAUUUUUACCAUUCUCGUGACCGCCACCGCAUCCAGUGUAGGAGCAGCUGGAAUCCCCGCAGGAGGAGUUUUAACCAUCGCUAUUAUUUUGGAGGCCAUUGGACUUCCCACCAAUGAUAUCUCCCUCAUUUUGGCAGUAGACUGGAUUGUGGACCGGACAACCACUGUUGUGAACGUAGAAGGAGACGCGUUCGGAGCAGGCAUCCUCCAUUACCUGAAUCAAAAGGAAACGAAGGAGAAAGAGCCGGAGCUCAGCGAGGUCUACGUGGAAGCCGUUCCGAACUGCAAGGCUGAAGCGGAAACCUCACCUCUGGUCAUGCACAAGGACCAAGCCCUCAGCACUCCCCCGCCUAGCCUGGCAGACGUCGAAUCGAAAGAAUCGGUCCUCUGA